CACGCGUGACACCGGGGCAGCGGCGGGGCUGUACGAUGUGACAUCGGGAGGGCUGCAGGACCUGUACAGCGUGGCACGGGUGUGGCUGUGGCGCUGCUGUCACGCCAGCACGGUGACGGCACCGGUACUGCUGUGGGACCUGCACAGCGUGACACCGGUGGGGCUGGGGAACCUGUGCAGCGUGACAUCGGUGUCACCCUGGGGCCCGUGCAGCGGGACACUGGGCGCCGGCCAUGGAGCCGGGCACCAUCGACAACCUGUCCAUCCUGUACCAGAGCUCCGACUUCAUCGUGGUCAACAAGCACUGGGACAUCCGCAUCGACAGCAAGAUGUGGUACGAGACGCUGACCCUGCAGAGCCAGCUCAAGUACCGCUUCCCCGAGCUGGCUGACCCCGACACCUACUACGGCUUCAGGUUCUGCCACCAGCUCGACUUCUCCACCAGUGGGGCCCUGUGCGUGGCACUCAACAAAGCAGCGGCGGGAAGCGCCUACAAGUGUUUUAAGGACCGGCUGGUGACCAAAGCCUAUCUCGCCCUGGUCAGGGGCCACGUCAGCCAGAGCCGAAUGACGAUCCGCUACGCCAUAGGGAAGAACACCACUGAGGGCAUGACGCACAUGAUGUGCAUCGACGGGACGGAGGGCUGUGAAAAUCCCAAGCCUUGCCAGUCAGAACUGAUCGUGCUCGAGCACGGGUCCUACAGCGGAGACCCUGUAACCAAAGUUCUGCUGCAGCCGCUGACAGGGCGGACUCACCAGCUCCGGGUUCACUGCAGCGCCAUUGGCCACCCCAUCGUGGGGGACUUCACCUACAGCCACAAGAAGGACAGCACUCCCUACAGAAUGAUGCUCCACGCCUACUACCUGCGCAUCCCCACUGGCAAGGAGCUCAUCGAGGUCUGCGCGCCCGACCCCUUUGUCACCACAAUGGACAGCAACUGGGUGCCCCACCAUGUCACUCACCGGCUGGAUGAGACCAUCCAAGAGCUGAAGGACAAGAUGAUGCAGAAGGGAGAAGAGGAGGAGAGCCAGGAAGCCGUGCUUGGUGGCAGAGAGGAGGAGGCACAGCACGAAGCCAAGAGCCUGGAGACGGAGGAGCAGCGAGCCCGGUGUGAGCAGUGGUUGGCCGAGUGGGCUUUGGAGUGAGCACAAACCACAUCUCUGCAUUUCCAGCCCAAUGCUCCAUUUUUGUCCCGGUGGGUCCCCGCGGAGCCCAGCGCUGGCUCCACAUCUGCACUUUCUGUAUGCCGUGGCUUCCCUCACUUCUGGGGCUGGGAUUAGACAGAUUUUAGCAGUGAUUAGGAUGGGUUUAUUUUUUAACGUACACAUCAUCCGUCUGGCCACUGGAUGCCCCUUUCCUAAUUCUGAGCCUCAGCAGCAGAGUCAGCGUGUCACAUACCAGCUUAGAGUGACCCCCCAAAAGCUUUACGUCCCUGUCCUGGGGCUCAGGCACAGCCGGGGCAGCACGGACGCUGCCUUUGCCAUGAGCGUGGUGGACGUAUCUGCAAACCCGCAGUGCUAGGAUGCUAAAAUGCGGCCCAGCAAAGAGAAGGAAAAAUAUGCUGGGUGCAGCUUCGGUGUCCGUGUCCCCUGUUCCCAUUCCCUUCGCUCCAGGCUGCUGCGCUCACUGGUACACGCGCUGUGUGAGAGGUGGGAGAUGAGGAGGCUGAAGUGCAGCCUGGGGGCACUGACGGCCCCCCUGGUCCCGGGGUGGCCCCGGGUGUUUUGCUCGCAGAGCUGGGCUGUGUGAGGGGUGCAGGGGAGGUCCCUGCCUGCUGCGGAGGACGCGCUGCCUGCCUGUCCCUGCCCGCGCGCUUUCCUUCCUGCCUCAGCCCACAUGUGGUUUUUUUUUUAAAGGUUUGUUAAAGGUGAGUUGAUACAAAUGGAUUUUAAACUUUUUUCAAAUUUCUAUGAGAAGAAUCUAGUCUUUUAGCGGUUCUGAAAUACCGGUGGUCUCGGAAAUGCGUGUAUUUUUAGUACUUCUGUGGUCAGAAUAGCCAGCAGCCCAAAGCUUUUUUAAUAGAUCUUACUGUUCUUUCUAGUAGCAUUGCCUUUUCCUGGCACCCACUUUUAUCCUGGGUGUGGAUGUAACCCUGGCUGAGACGGGUCAGAAGACACAAGCCCCUUUCUGCUUUACCCAAACAAGAGGUAAUAAGUAUCGUGCUUUUGUCCCAUCCCGUGGCUCCUCGCCGGCAGGUUGCUGCAGGGGUGUCAGCACUGGAGGGUGCGGAGGCAGGUCUUUCGGGUGGGCAGUUUAGGAGGGCUCUGGAGCAGUGAGAGCCACAGGGAAAAGGUUGAAGCUGAAAGAAAGGCGGAGGACUGAUGCGAAAAGCAGGAAGGAGCUCGUCUCUCAUGCUGGCGCUCAGCUUUGCAAGAUGCCAAGAGGAGUUUCUCUGGAAAUGCCCUUGAUUUGCCAGCUGCCGCUUUGCUUUCUCCUUCCCACCCCGCUUGUCUUCUGCAGCCCUUAGAGGACGUUUUGAAAAUGAAGAGCGCAGGGCAGCUGGUAUGGGCUGGCGAGGGACGGAGGUGCUGGAGCCCCUUGCGUACAGAGCACCGAUCCCCGGGGUAUUCGGCACCAAGCCACCACCUCAGCUUGUGCCCAGAGUUAUCCUCACCCCAUUUAAAACGCACCUGACAGUGGUUUCCUGUAAUUCAUGUUCCUACCCUGAGGGGAAAUAAAAUGGCACAGCCCUCUCCUCGUGGGUGAACACACCAUGUGGGUCACCGAAACCCCGCGGGGUUUUGCAUCACCCAUCCCUGGCGUCCCUGGGCGCUGGUGGGUUCAAGCUCACCGUGCUGUGGCGCGUGGCUGGGGACGAGGUGACUGCCGCCUUGCUUUCGUGGCUGCCGUCCGCUGCAGGGUGAGAACGCGCGCACGGCUCACGGCUCUGCAGGUGCCAGCCCUGGGCACCGAGCGGGGGCCGCGGGCUUAUGAGCUGGUGGCAGAGGGCUCAGGGGGGUUUUGGAGAAGCAGGAAAUCCGUCUCCUUCUUCCCAGGCCCUGUCCCUGCCCAACCCAUCUCCCAAGAGUGGCCGGGGAGGGGAGAGGCAGCCACAGGCCGGUCCUGAAGCUGUAAAUUAAUGCCAUGAACCUGUUUGCCAAAGAAUGAACGUGGGUGACGUGCACAGGAGGCCCAGAAAAGUUACAGGUGAGAUUUGCAGCAUCAGAGAUGGGAGGCGACCUUCCCUUCCUGUGGGCCCCGGCGUGGGAAUGGGCCCUGCUGCGUGAUGGGGGACAUGUCCUGCAGCUGCACGCACGGGACGAGGCGGCCCUUGGCCGUGGGGCCGGCGGUCGCUGGGGGUGGUACGUGGGGACACACUGGUGACCAUGCACAAGGGGACGGUGAUGGACUGUCAAUGCUGGGGGGCUGGCACCCAGUGCUCACCCCACCAUCCGCACUGAGGAGCCCCUGCACCACCCGUCAGCCUUCAGGCGCUGCACUUUUACUUGACAUUGCAGGAAGCAGAGAGAAAUAUUUAUUUUCCUUACCCUGCAGAGAGGUGUUUUCCAGGCGCCCUUUCCCGGCUCCCUUCCUGCGCCGCGUGCAGUCCUGCUCCCUUCUCCCUGCCGUCACUGCCACGGGGCCAUUUGCUGCAUCGUGUGUGAAUCCCCUCGUGCAUUCAUACCGGGGGGUCGUGAUCGGGUGUGUGUUUCGUGAUGUUCUGUACAGCUUGCAAUAACUCAUUUCUUGUUGCACGUUACUGUAGUAAACCAUUACCUAUACACCGU
Grus americana (Whooping crane) is the source of this 3728-nucleotide messenger RNA. It is a transcript of the gene RPUSD1, whose product is annotated as RNA pseudouridine synthase domain containing 1. The record is from RefSeq and is a predicted model, not a curated record. The transcript has 6 exons. Lineage: Eukaryota; Metazoa; Chordata; Aves; Gruiformes; Gruidae. The coding region runs from base 234 to 1145 and encodes 303 amino acids. Gene Ontology annotation, molecular function: RNA binding; pseudouridine synthase activity. Gene Ontology annotation, biological process: pseudouridine synthesis.